This is a messenger RNA of Aricia agestis (brown argus), 1494 nucleotides long. RefSeq names its product radial spoke head protein 3 homolog B (gene Rsph3). The record is from RefSeq and is a predicted model, not a curated record. Gene Ontology annotation, cellular component: cilium. Bases 104 to 1195 code for a protein of 363 amino acids. The transcript has 9 exons. Lineage: Eukaryota; Metazoa; Arthropoda; Insecta; Lepidoptera; Lycaenidae.
AUGCGUUUGACAAAACGGGAUGGUGUGGCUGUGAUGUGUUGUCUCGUGUUUUCGGCGUUGGAAAAGUGUGUUUUGUUCGUUCGGGGACCUUGGAUGAGGACUUAUGAGCGUGUCGGUGCACUCUGUGGUAGUGGAGGGGCCAAACGCGAAGACCCGGGGCCCGUUCACGUUUGCUAACUCGCCGCGGGCUCUGUACAACAAUGUCAAAUUCAAGAAGGUCCCGUCAUGCGGCAGCAUGGGUACAGUGGCGCCGUACUCCAACGUGAUGCACGACCGCCGCGUGGUGAGGGGCAGCACCGUGCAUGCUCAUGCCGCUGGUGACAGCGUGGACAGCAAUACGGCGCGUGUGGCGCGUACGCGGCGGCGCGCGCUCGCGCGUCGUGCGGCGUUAGCGCGGUUGCGGCCCGGGACGCCGCCCCCCGCACCUGGCAGGCAGCACCAUCCUAUACAGACUGACCAGUAUCUGGAGGAGCUAUUUGACAAGGGAGUGGAAAUGGAGAUCGGCGUCCAAACGGAUCUGUUCGCGGACCGGCCGAGCACUCCACUGUACGUACCCGCCAAGACCGGCGCUGACGCCUGGACGCAGAUAUACCCCGGGGAUCUGUUCGACUUCGACACGGAAGUGCAGCCGAUCCUCGAAGUGUUGGUCGGCAAGACGGCCGAGCAAGCGCUGGCUGAAGUGGCUCAGGAGGAGGAGUUGGAGGCUCUGAGAGAACAGCAGCGGCGGUACCGCGAGCUGCGCGACGCUGAGCGUGCUGAAAGACGCCGCCUGGAGGAGCAGGACAGACGAUUAAGCCAGGAGAAGGAGCGCCGCAUAGAGCAAAGUGCAGCAGCAGCGGUAGCAGCACAGGAGGCGAAGGCGCGAGUGGCUGCAGCGGCGCUGGUGCGAGGAUACGUGGCCGACCUGCUGCCCGCCGCGCUCGCUGGCCUGCGGACAGCUGGACACCUGCAGAGUGAGCUGCAGAGAGGUGUAGAGGAUGAGUUCAUGCCGUGGCUGAUCCAAGAGGUGUCGCUGGAGAUCGAGUCCAUCAUCACCAGCAGAGACGUCAUCACCGAGAUUGUACGAGAGGUGGUUGAAGCUCGUGCGGACCGGUACGCCGCGGAGCCCGAGAGGAUAUCCAUACCCGACACGGAGACACCGCCCUCGCACAUGAGCGAAGAAACAGAAGAAAACGUUUUAGAAGAAGAAGAAUGAGACAACAACGGACAUUUUGUAGUGAAAUUCUUUAGUGACUAUUUAGAGCAAAGUAUGUGAAAGAAAAUGUAAAAAAUUUGUUAAGCGUAUCUUAAAAUCUUCAGAAUGUUUUAAAGCUAUUUUAUAUUUUUAAAUUUUAACCAACCCAGAUAUUAUUUUACUAACAUCCGUUUUUCUGGUAAACUAUCGGGUUAUACUCUAGCUGACAGAUUGUUAACAGCGUAGCGAAACCACCGUAGAAAUAGUUCAAGUUCAAGUUCAAAAUUUUUAUUUGCAACCAAGUACAUAUAUAAAUCAAA